Leishmania braziliensis MHOM/BR/75/M2904 is the source of this 3534-nucleotide messenger RNA. Its product is annotated as conserved zinc-finger protein. Lineage: Eukaryota; Euglenozoa; Kinetoplastea; Trypanosomatida; Trypanosomatidae. The transcript has a single exon. Gene Ontology annotation, cellular component: cytoplasm. The coding region runs from base 1 to 3534 and encodes 1177 amino acids. The record is from RefSeq and is a predicted model, not a curated record.
AUGCCAUUUCGCUUCCGCCUCUACGACCCACCUUGCGAUGCCACCUCUCUCUCCCUCGUCGAUACCGAGGCUCUGUACAACGCCGACGGCACCAGCACGAGGGAUAUAAAGGAGGUGACCAUUCGCGAGAUGGGCUGGCACCCCGUUCAGUUGCCGAAGGAUUGGUUUCGCUCACAUCAGGCACUUGACACCACCAGGCAGCUUCUCAAAGCGAUGCAGUGCACCAUUCAGUACCUGAAGCACUGCCGAAAAAGCGAGGAGAGGCGGGCGCAACAAGUGACUGCGCAGCUUCGACGGUGCGAGGAGGAGCGCGCAGCGGCCUUUGAAGCGCUCAUAGAGCUCCGCGAGACUGUAGCACUGUACAAGCAGCAGUCCCGUGACGUCGGACCGGUGCAGCAGCGUGCUAGGUCGCCCCCAUCGCGUGCAACUCUGUCCAGGGAGAGACACAUGGUCCGUUCACGGGGAACUGAAAGCACAACGAGGCAGCAAGCGUGCAGUUUCUGCGCAAACGUGUACCCAAGCUGGCGCGCACUCGAUUCGCACAUCCGCAAGCGCCACAAGAGGUCAGAGGGGUGCGUGGCCAUGUCAGCCACCUCCGCGCCUCUCUCUCUGGAGGUGCAAAAGCAGCAGGAACAUCACAAGGCCACAACACGAGCUCCCACACUGGCGCAUCAGACACCAUCUGAUAGUCUUUUCGUAGGCAACACCCCUCCGGUGCUGCACGAGGCUGGCAGAAAAUGGGACGACUGUAGCUUGCGGGAGGAGAUCAGUGAGCUGCGCAUGUCAAUGGCAAAGCUCAUUGAGCAGCAAGCAAUGCUGUACCGUGGCUUGUCACCGUCCUAUGUGGCAGCGGUGCCGCAGCAGUCAGCAGACGAGGCAGCCACGGCGGCGGCGGUAGUGGCAAGCACCGGUCCCCUUCCUGACCUGCAACAGCAUGGUAGCGGUUCGCGCGAGGAGGAAGACAUCCUGCUUCGUAUUCAGCGAGACCUGUUGCGCACCGGCACCCAACUUCAGCAGCUGCAGCGCGCCUUCGAGAGUGAGAGCGCGGCGCGCGGAUGUGGCGCCACAGAUGCUCGUGGCACCCUCAACUUGAGAGACGACCUGUCGCAAAGCGAGCAGCGACGCCAGCAGCUUGAUUCCUUAAAGGUGCCGCUAGGUGUGCGCGCUGUCCAAGAGCUAAACCCGCAAAACAUUCUGCACCCCCCUUCACUGACCGAAAGCGGUCACAAUGCUGGCGCGGUACGGCGACGGGAAAGCGUAGGGGACAGCCUCGUAAUUGUUUCCCCUAUCACUCCCCUGGGAGCGGUGACAGCAAUGUCGCACCAUGCGCUGGGGAGUCAAGAAGGUACGACUCCCGCACUCGCGCAGAAGCACGUGCGAGCGGCAACGUGUACUGUGUCAGAAAGUCUACACAGCAACCUCAGCGACCCCUGCUCCCCUUCCGAAACGCAGCGACCAACUGGCGCGGUUGGCACGACGUUGCCCUCUCCCUUGUCCGCACUGGGCAUUCAUGUAAGCAGCAGCGGCGGCGACAGCGCUGCUGCUGCUGCUGCUGCUGCUGUGCGACGCCAUGAAAAUCUCAUUCCACAGUCGACUUUCCACUUCCCGCCCAGUGACUCAAGCGUCAACGCCGGCAAUCAGUCGGCGUCACGGGAGCCUGAGACCCCGACACCGCUGCUGCCGAGCUCUUCCUUCCGAGGUCACUUACCGUGGAUCGUGCCCGACUCGGCGACGGCGCGCAUUGGCACAGCAGAUGCGGUGUCGGCAAAUCGCUACGGCUCUGCACCACGUGUGGAGGCUACAUCAUGGGAAAGUGGAGGCCUCCUUCUCGGCACAAAACUAGAGGUGCCGGAACAGCGAAAGGCGUUUUCAACUUCAACAAGACAAGACGCGAUGCCGUCGCCAAACAUCACAGCAGCCGGAAGAGAAGUGAACUCAAAAAGUGGACUUGUCACUGCCACGUCAACUGGAGCACCACAGCGUUGUGAUAUCAUGAGGAGCAGCGAGGCAAUAUCGCCAGGGGAACCGUGCGGGCGGUCGAGCAGCACCAUGCAGCUGCUGCAGGUUGGGGUGGAUACGGUGCACUUUGCACCGAGCCAGCUGAAAGUGACACAGGAUAAGGAACAGAGCGGUACCCACGUACCACCCCGCGAGAAGCCACCGCCGGUGACUCAGACCGCACUAACGCCGGCGCCGAAUAUAUCUGGCAGUGUACCCUCCUUUGGCAGUACUGUGGCGGACGCUGACCGACUACAGUGCCUGCAUGCGGAGGCGCACGGCUGCAUAGCGACCGGCGCCGGAGUGGCGAAGCGCAGCAGCGUUGGUAAUGUGAGUGAGAGCUCACCGAGCCGACCGCGAGUCCCCACGGUGCGAGUCGAGGAGUCGUUGGUGUCGACCGAACAACCUGCGUGCUACUCUGCACGGAAAGUGAUUCCAGUCGUGCACCUGGUGCCGGAGGCGCCAUCUGAGUUAGGGAACGUAUUGCCACAGGAUCCGGAAAAACAGAGGCAAGAGCCCAUGCACGGUGACGCGCUCUCUCCCUCUGCAGCCUCCUUACCGCCGAUGCUCGGGUUGGACGGCCACUUUCAGCACAGGAUGCUGCCCCAGGAGCCGCAGCGCCGUGGUGGCAAGGAGGACAGUCGCGAGAGGAAGACGGACUCGAAGGAGGCCUAUUCCUACUCUGUCGAAAUGCAGCCACUCGAGGCUUUGACGCAGGAUGACGCCGUCGAUGGACUCUUUAGCACUCGCUUCGACGCCACCAUGGAGGAGGGCAGCAAUAUGGGAGACGAUGGCUUAGGCGGCCUUGUCAUGGAGGAUGUGUCAAACGAUGAGCUCGCGGAUGCCGCCCCUCAUGCAGCAGAGAAGGUACGCUCGGCUCAGCUAUCCACUUUCGGCGACGCAGGCGUGGACGGGAAGGUGGAGGUGCAUCGCGUCACGAGCUGCAGUUUCCCAGGGCCGACGGAGGGUGGCAAACAGACCCCAAGUCAAGCAGACUCGCCACCUGUGGAGUCAGUAUCGGAGGAUUACUCCUACUACACGUAUUCUUAUUCGUACUCGGACGACAAGGAGGAGGCGAUUGUAGCUUCUCAAGAAACGAAUGCUGUUGAGUUUUGCAUUGACGAUGUCAGGCAAAAAACCCCGCAAGCGUCUUCCAUCUCAGAGGGUGCUGCUGUUGGUCGGUCGGGGCUUCCUUUUCGCGCAGACGUGACGCCUGCGGCGCACCACACGGAGGCGCUGAAAUUUGGAACAGUUAAGGCACAACGACAGGAUGUCCGUACGGCAAGCGCAGAAAGGCUAAAGAAGUCAGACCAAAGCGUCAAAGGCAAUGCGAGCCAGCCAACCAAUCAGCAAGAGGCGCCGUCACGCAGGCAGCGGGCACCCGCCAAUGUGAAGCGAGGAAGAGUGCAAGUCAGCGAUGAAAUCGCCACCGUUCCGCUGCGCAAAUUUUCGUCUCUGUUCGCCUCGGAAUCCCAGCAGGUGCUGAAGAAGCCGAAAGGCCUCUUCACAAGGUUAUUUUCCAAGAAAGGCAAGUAA